AUGGCUGCUCUCAAGUUUGAGGAAGCUCAACUCAAUGUCACAAAGGAUAUCGACCUGAUCACGAAGUGGAGUGAAAAAUUUGAUUCCUUUGCAUCCAGACAGGCCCAAUUCCAGCUUACUGGAAACCUCGAUGUGAAGUACCUCAGCGACAGGUACCAGAAAGGGCUUGAUGCCGUGGAUGCCAUGCUCCAUGAAUCGCAGCGUUUCAUACAUGUGGAUGAUUUGACUGAAGCUGCCAACGACGUGGUUUCCCACAUGGCGAAGACUGGACACCAAUCGGCCAAAGUCAAUGAGCUUGUCCAAGUUGACCCUGAUGCUCCUAUGGCGCCCAACCACAGGGUGCAGCAGCGUGGUGUGCAAGCAGCAGUUGCCAUGUUGCAGCAAACACUGCAGGGCAUCACUGUUCCAACUGGUGCAAAGGUCAAUGUCUUCGACUUGACACCCAAUCGCUUCGCAGAGUGGAGCCGUGCUGUUUGGGACCGCCAGUUGAGCCAACUCAAGGCUCCCGACAGUGCUGCUGUGUCCUUCACAUACACAGGCUACUUCACCGACAUGGAUGAGGUGGAGCAACAGCGCAAAACCAUGCAUGGUCGCUGCAUGUCGGAUUGGUGGGACAGUUCUUCAGAAGCUGGGCCGAAAACCCGACCCGCCUCAGAGUUUGGAGAAGCUCCGCCAGGCUUGAGUUCGUUGAGUACUGCGGACGGAUGCCUCCAGCCACGCGUUGUUGAUUAA
Molecule: messenger RNA, 732 nt
Organism: Durusdinium trenchii
Lineage: Eukaryota; Dinophyceae; Suessiales; Symbiodiniaceae
Source: the annotation of a GenBank genome assembly